UAGAACUUUCCAUUCCACUACCCGAUCAAACACGUCGAACAUCUAAAAAAAGACGUAGUUUUAAAACCAGUUUUUAAACUAGGAAUCAAGAUGAUCAUCCCAGAGGUGGACAUGUGGACCGUGUCCAAAAGUGUCCGGGUGCAUCGACUCUCAAUCUUCAACUGCGAUAAGCCCGGUCUGAAGGUGCUGGACUACGCCUCAGUGAAGGGCAUCGAUUCGUUCUACUUGGACUGCCAGAACUACAGGGAUUACUUCAAGGAUCCUUACAAUCGCGUCCACAAGCCGGCAAGAUUCAGGACUUAUGGUGGCAGGUGCGGCGUGAAGUUGGACAAUGCCAAUCAGUGUCUGGACAUGCCACCUGUGUGGGGCAUCGAUCGCCAACCCAUCGUCUACCCAACCGAAUAUCACUCGGAUAUGGCGUUGGGCAGAAGGGAUUGUGAUCACAUUAAGGCAUUCUGUUCUCCAGCUGAAAGCCUGAGCUUCAAGCGAUAGAUUCGUCCAGCCAAACGGGUUUCUAAUGUGUUACCAGUUUUAAUACAGUUAUCAGCAUUGCAAAACAAA
Molecule: messenger RNA, 561 nt
Organism: Drosophila ficusphila
Lineage: Eukaryota; Metazoa; Arthropoda; Insecta; Diptera; Drosophilidae
Exons: 1
Coding region: 91-492 (133 amino acids)
Source: RefSeq, a predicted model, not a curated record